UAUUGACAUGCCCCUGCUUCUGUUGGGGAUUAUUUAAAUAUUUUGGUCGGGUACAUACGUACUUAAUUCAUAUAAUAGAAUUUUUGUUGUUUUACUAUAUCUAACAACUAUUUUUAACAAUUUAUAAUUGAAAUAUGAGCACUGAAGUACCAGCAGUUCUUAGACCAGGUAGCGAAUGUAUCAAAAUCCUUACUGAGGCCACAAUGCUAUCGAAUCGAAGUGAUUUUAUAAAUAGUUUAAACGCUUACCAAGACGGCAUUGAAAUGUUAUUAGAAGCAUCCAAAAGUGAGCAAAAUAUCAAGUAUAAAACUAUCCUCCAAGAAAAAGCUUUGCAAUAUAUAAGCUUUGCAGAGUUGUUAAAAGAGAAAAUAAAGAAAGAGAUAUCUGGGAAAGAAACGUAUAAAUCGAUCGAGAUUAAGAAUAAUUCGAAAGGUUUUGGUUACUCACAUAUCAUAGGCCCAUAUUGUAAUCAGCAUGUUCAUCGUGUAUCUGUUGAAGACCCUUAUGUGCGAUCACAUCAUCAGAUAAAUAACUUUGUUUACUUUGUUGAAAUUAUUACAAAACUCUGUAUCAACCUAAAAAAAAUUCAUUUAACAACAACUAGCUCGAAAGAAAGCGUAGCAUUACAAACGGAAGCUUUUAAGGAUCUCAAAGCAAGCUUAGCCGAGAAUAAUGUUGGUUUGAGUGUGGAAUAUUCUGAAGUCCUCCAUGAUAGACAAAUUAGGUUUGAUACCGGCUGGGUAGUAAAAAUUGGCAGAGGACUGGAUUACUUUAAGAAACCCAAGUACAAGUUUGGGCUAGGUCAGAAUGAUCAAGAUUAUCGUGAAUGCUAUGAGACUAAUAUAGACAUAAUUUACAUUAAAAAUUGAAUUUUAAACUUAAUGCUCUAAAAAAAUAAA
Molecule: messenger RNA, 899 nt
Organism: Ctenocephalides felis (cat flea)
Lineage: Eukaryota; Metazoa; Arthropoda; Insecta; Siphonaptera; Pulicidae
Product: MIT domain-containing protein 1-like
Exons: 4
Coding region: 135-869 (244 amino acids)
Source: RefSeq, a predicted model, not a curated record